Haliotis rubra (blacklip abalone) is the source of this 1240-nucleotide messenger RNA. RefSeq lists its product as uncharacterized. The record is from RefSeq and is a predicted model, not a curated record. The transcript is spliced from 2 exons. NCBI's taxonomy places the organism in Eukaryota, Metazoa, Mollusca, Gastropoda, Lepetellida, Haliotidae. Bases 25 to 807 code for a protein of 260 amino acids.
GAGUCUGGGUAAACGGGUGUCAAGAUGAGAUCGACAAUUUGUCUGCUCGUGUUUGGUACAGCGUUGCUGCUGUCUGUUUCUGUCGCCGACACCUCCAAAUGUCUGGAUUCGAGAGUGGACGGGCAAUCCACAGAUGACGGAUUCGGAGAUCUCUUGACCGAAUGGUGUGACAAAGUCGAUGAUAACGACGUUGAUGAUGACGACGACUGUCCCUCCUACAAUGGGAUACAGAAACGGUCUGCUGACUAUGGGUACAACGUCCCCAACAUCUUCAGCGGCUAUGGUUCUAACGUACUUGCAUCCAGAGGCAGCCUCGGCGGCUACAGCAAGUCUUACGGCGGAGGCUACAAUAGGUUCCAGUCUUCUUAUAAUGUUCCCAAGCCAGUCUACCAAAAGUCAUUCCACGAAGGUAAAUGGGAGCUGGACAACAAACACAUGAUCAAGAACUACUACAAGAAAGGUACCUACCAGGUGGCCAAGAAGUUCUUCAUCGCUCUGCCAUUCGUCAAGAUCAUUCCCGUGAAGACUACAACGUCUGUCGACUACGUUGGCUACCUGCAGACCUACGACGGCUACAAGGUGAGGCUGUGCGAGCAUUGUAACAGCGGGCGUCCACAGAUCGAAUUCCAGUCGCUGAGCAGACCACACCGCAACGUCAUCCGUCGUUUCAAGUUCCUUCCCCAAACCAAGAGGUCAAGGACAGAGUACGGCCACGCUAAGAUCGUCCAGACAGGUCCAGGUCAGGUCAGCAAUGGAAACAGUUAUGGCGGAAGUUACGGCAGCCUUGACGGAUUUGGACAUCACUAAGGGAGAUCACUCUCAUUCCCUUACACCCAUACGUUGGAUUUGCCUAGAAUCUCUAGUCAAUACAGCCAUGGUUGAUAUGCGAAUAAAAGUAUAUUGAUCAUUAGAUUGUUUAUAUAUUUGAUUGCAGUGAAAAUCCACGUAAUGGUUUAGUUGGUACUAUACUAGACUUCACGAACGGAAGUCGGGGAUGUCAGUAGAAUAUUCAAUAUUGAUGAAAAUUAGUUUUCAUGAAAUCAGUCAGUUUAUGAAUGAUCACUGUUGUCUAUGGAAUAGUGCCAACUAACUCUUUUUCUGGAAAAAAAAAUAGUUUGUAAACAUUUGAAAGACACUUAGAAGUCACUAGACAGGCAAACUGCCAUCUACAAAUAUGCCUGGGAGGUUCAAAAGCAAACCCAUGUGUAUCUAUCGAUCUAAAUAAAAAUGAUUAGAUCUA